UCAAUGUGCUGAAACCAAAGUUAGACUCCGAACAUGAACAAUUUCAUAAAGACGCAUUGUUCUCCAAAAAAACCCCAAGAGAAAUUCUACGACAGCUUUUUCCUGAUAAAUAUUCACACUACGUCUGCCUUCUUGCCGCCAAAAAAUCAGACGAUAUCUUCAAUGUAGAGCUGAUCGAUUUAGCCUUUCGCCUCAUCAUGGCCGACGUUCACCCGUUUGCCAAAGCUCUCAACAUAAGCGAUCAAGUGCUUACCCAUUACAGACGCAACCUUGGACCUCACAAUCUGAGGCAAGGCACUGUCAAGUUCAUGCAGGAGGUGAACACUGAUGACCGAUUGAAAAUGGCCAGGCACCUGAAACAGGCAGGUUAUUCUAAAGAGGCAAGGGCGAUCGUUUUUGGAUUUGAAAUCAGCUUUGGAGACGUGAUAGCAGUUGAGAAUCGAGUUGACAAGGCCAAACUGGCGAAACAACUGGGUGUUUCUGAUGACGUCCAUUCCACGGAUCCAGUCAACCAAGGAAAGGAUGAUACACUUCAUCAGUCUGUACUUCUUAGAUGGAGAGACACUGUUCGUUCUUCAACCUUCAACCAUCGCUUUGUAUUGGCCGAUGCUUUGUUCAGGAUGGAGGAGGAGCAACUCUCACUAGACAUCAUCUCAGGAAUGUAUAGAAAAAGAGUGAUAGACAACCCAGUGUCAGAAAGGCUAGCGGCUACCAUUCCGGAGACAGAAAUGCUUACACUGAGUAAAAUCCUGAACCAAAAGGUGAAGAAUGGACAAAAAUGCCAAGAUGUUAUAACCGCCUGGGUGGCUGAGAAGAAGUUAAUCAAUUUGUUUUCGAAGAGUCCUAAAGAAUUGAGCAACGAACUUCUUGGUGCAGGAUUCUAUGCCUUUGCGCAUGAGAUUAUGGCAGGUGCAUGGAAAGAAGACAAAAACACUGGACAGAAAAAAGAUGGAACUGGAACUGGGACGGCGGCCACUGAAGCGCCGCAUAAAGAAGGCACCCCCGUUAACGAGCACGGUGAGAAAGAGGAUAAAGAGGAAAAAGAGGGUAUGGAAAAAGCCCCAAAUGGUGGCACUCCCGUAGACAACACCAGUAAUGACGGCACAAGAAAUGGUAAAGUGGCGAAGAAAGAUUUAGAGCCAGCAGCACAAACUGAAGCCGACACUAGUGUGGAAGGGCCAAGUCAGAAUAGUGAGGACAAGAAAUCCUCGGGGAAAGAAGCUACGGACACUAAGAACGUGGAUGCUGAGAAAUCCAGAGAAGAUAAUCCUAGUACUAAGGAACAAGGUGCAAAGCAUGGGGCAAGUCAAAAUAGUGAGGAAAUAAAAUCCUCAGGGAAAGGAGCUACGGAUACCAAGGACGUGGAUGCUGAAAUAUCCAGAGAAGAAAAUGCUAGGACUAAGGAACAAGAUGCAAAGCGUGGAAAAGAAAACGACGGAGCUUCGGAGGAAGAAGCAAACAUCAAUAAAAAUAGUACCGAUGGAGAACAACUUAGUAUUGAUGAAGAUUGGUUUGUCGUUCCCAGGGAAGAUGUGAAGCUAGAGGAGAGCGGAGAUGUAGCUGCAGAAUCAACAGAGAACACCACUGAAGACGUUGACACGAAUGAGCAAGGCAACACACCAGACGAAUCGGACGAGCAUAGGAGAGAUGAAAGUUCCGAAACUCCUCUUCCAGCCACUGCUGAACUGGAUCAUUGGGGAAACCCCAUUGACAACAGUCAGUACAUGGACCCAACGGAGAUGUCGAGAUACAUGUAUCAGGCUAUGUGACUUCACAAUUCUUCAACUACAUAGAAUAAUAGAGUCACAAUGAGAGUGAGUGGAACAUGAGAGAUGAAAGUUCCAAAGUUUGUUUUCAAGACACUCUUAAAAUGGGCAAUUGGGGAAAAGAACCCAUAUUUGGUAAAAUACAUGUACUCAGAACAUGCAAGCAAUAGCGACUUCGAGAGGCCAUACUAUCAUUUAACUACGGAACUGAAAGAGAAAGAAAGAGAGAGAGAGAGAUAUAAUAUUGUUCUAUAUACUACACGCGGUAAAAAGGCAUCUGCAUUAUAUUUAAGAGUAAAUGUUAUAUGUUGUUAUUAAUUAGCUGCCUUCCAUUGGUAUUGUGUUAUAUUCAUAAUGACACAAGGAUCUUUAUUUUAAAAGAGACUUAUACUUACAUGUAAGACAUAUGUAUAUAAGACUUUGUUUAUACUUGUAUCUAACAUUUCUAUUAUGAUUAUGUAUCGUACUGUAAAAUAAAUAGUUCUACAAAUAAGUAUACAUGAAUAAAAACAAAGAAUGUAUUAUAUAUAGAUAGAUAUAUAGAUGGAAUAGAGCGUAAAGGGGUUCCUAUAUUUAGAAAUCUUAAAAAAUCUGUUGGUGCUCAAACUUAAGCCUUGUUUUCAUGUAAGCUUAUUUUGUUUAUCUCUUUUUUUUUUAAUUGUGCUAAAAUAUAUUGGAUUUUUAAGUGAGAAUUUGCCUUGUUUUCAAAUAUUUGUUUAACUUCAACAUGAUAUACGAACAAAAGGAUCUGGUAAUACACCACAAUUAAUACUUGUUAUUUAGUGUUUGAUUUUAACAUUUUGAAGUUCAGUUGUGUUUGAAAUUAAUUUAUGGAACGCCAUGUGUCAAAGUCUUCAUUUAGUGCACAUGUCUAAAGUACCUUAACAACUUAACCACAAGAAAGUCAUCGUGUUUAUUAAAUAAAGACAAACAACUCACCACGCUACAAAAUAAAGCCAUUCCUUAAGUUCAUUUACAGAAGGAUAUUGAAUGUUGCCAGGUGAUGCUGCAUUAUUGAGAAGACAGACAUCCCCCUCCCAUUCAGACGGGGUUUAAAGCUCGCCUAUAAAAGUUACCUCACUUCUAAAAACUUGUAUCUUACGUCACAUUCUGAUAGUGUAGAUCAGGUUGUAGUUUGAUGUAUGUAAUAUAUAGUCAAGUAUCAACAGUAUGUAUAUUAUACUUGUAUCUAACAUUUCUAUCAUGAUUUUGUAAUGUAUCGUGAAAUAGAGAGUUCUACAAAUAAGUAUAUUCAUGAAUAUAAUCAAAGACUUUAAUAUGUCAUUAUAUUCUGCUGCUGCCUGCCUAUAUAUAUAUAUAUAUAUAU
Strongylocentrotus purpuratus (purple sea urchin) is the source of this 3093-nucleotide messenger RNA. RefSeq lists its product as uncharacterized. NCBI's taxonomy places the organism in Eukaryota, Metazoa, Echinodermata, Echinoidea, Camarodonta, Strongylocentrotidae. The record is from RefSeq and is a predicted model, not a curated record. The transcript has 13 exons. The coding region runs from base 198 to 1769 and encodes 523 amino acids.